This is a messenger RNA of Colletotrichum truncatum, 2076 nucleotides long. Its product is annotated as DUF1237 domain-containing protein. NCBI's taxonomy places the organism in Eukaryota, Fungi, Ascomycota, Sordariomycetes, Glomerellales, Glomerellaceae. Gene Ontology annotation, biological process: carbohydrate metabolic process. The record is from RefSeq and is a predicted model, not a curated record.
AUGCCUGCCUUUACCGUCCUCAGCGGUAGCACCAAGCAAAAGCGCGCCCGCGUGCUGGUCGUUGCCUUCGUCAUCAUUGUGUUUAUGCUAUUCCUUCACAACUCACGCUUGGCUGGUGGAGGAUACCUGCCAUCAAAGAGUGCAGGGCAAGCUGCGGGCGGCGCUGCCCAUCAGCACGGAAGCCAGGACAACAGCAAUGGCCUGCCAGCUGCGCACGGAGAGCCCGAUGCCGCGGCCGACAAACUCAAGUCCGAUGCCGAUGGUGAGGACUCCUACCGCGACAAGGACGGCGAACUAGUCAACAAGCCCUCGGGCGUGGCCGACAAACCCGCAUCCGAGUCCACCGCACCAGCGGCGGCACUACCAACGCCGUCAACCGGCACUACACCCGCUGUUGACACGCCGCCGUCGCUGCCCCCGCCGCCCUCCUCCGAGCCGUGUCCCUCCUUUGAGAGCUGGAUGAGGACUCGGCCCGGUCCCUUUUCUGAAGGCAAGCGCAAGUUCCCGCUCAACCGGCCCCGGCCAGAGUGCCGCACCUUCAACUUACCUGCCAUGGAAUCUCUUCUCACCCGCAUGAAGUCCGUGAUUAAGGAUCCGGAUCUGUACCGUCUGUUUGAGAACGCGUACCCGAUGACACUCGACAGUAUGGUCAAGUGGCGAGGCUACGCCAACGAGACGAACGAGGAGACUGGUGAGACCAAAGUCACUGACAUGGAGCUCACGUACGUCAUCACCGGUGACAUUGACGCGUUGUGGCUGCGUGAUUCUGCCUCUCAGGUUUACUCUUACCUCCCUCUUCUCGAGGCCUCAAAAGAUAAAGACUCACUCGCGAGUCUCUGGCGCGGAUUGAUUAACGCCCAUUCCCGGUACAUUGUCAUUUCGCCGUACUGCCACGCCUUCCAGCCCCCGCCUGAAAGUGGUAUCCCGCCUACGCAUAACGGCGCGUAUACCCAUAACCACCCCAUGCCGGCGUAUGACCCGAAAAAGGUGUUCGACUGCAAGUGGGAGCUCGAUUCUCUUGCCAGCUUCCUGCAGUUGUCCGUGGCGUACGCGGAGAAGACGGGCGACUGGGAGUUCUUUGGGAAGUACGGCUGGGUUGACGCUGUCGAAGCAGCUGUCGACGCCGCCGGCGCGAUGCGGCUGGGAACCUACUCGAAGGAGGGCAAGGUGGAGAAGUCUGCAUGGACCUUUACAGGCUGGACGAACCGCGGCAGCGAGACUCUCACCAACGACGGCCUAGGAAACCCGAUCAAGGAGAACGGCAUGGUACGCACCGCUUUCCGACCAUCCGACGACGCCUGUAUUUUCCAGUUCUUGGUGCCCGCAAACAUGAUGUGGGCAAAGUAUCUCGAAUCUGCCUCGGAGAUCAUGGAGAAGCUCAAGGACGAGCGGGCUCAGAAUUUGACGGCGGCGAUGCGUGAGCAGGCGUUUGGAAUCAGGCAGGGUAUCGAGAAGGACGCCAUCGUACAUCGUCCUGGAUUCGGCGACAUUUUCGCUUACGAGGUCGAUGGCUAUGGCGGAGCGAAUCUGAUGGACGACGCGAACGUCCCUUCGUUGCUUGCAAUGCCUCUGUGGAACUUUGUCCAGUCAAAGUUCAAGCUUCCCACCCCGCCCCCGGGUGAGAAGAAGAAGGACUAUGCCAAGGUAUAUCACAACACACGUAAAUAUGUCCUUAGCGACGCCAACUCAUACUUCAUGCGUGGACCUGUGAUAUCGGCAGUAGGCGGACCGCACGUAGGGCCAGGUAAAGCAUGGCCGAUGGCGGCCGUUAUUGCGGCUAUCACUGCGUAUGAUCCAAUCUCGGGAGUAAAGGACGUAGAGAAGGAAGUAGAAGAGCAGUUGGCCAUGGUGUUGGACUCAACAGCAGGUACAGGAGUUUUGCACGAGAGUGUGAAUAGCUGGAGUGAGUCGGAUUGGACGAGGGCGUGGUUCGGCUGGGCGAAUGGGUUAUUUGGGGAGUUGGUAUUGAAGAUGGAGGAGGAAGAUAAGAAGAGCGGAAAGGGAUUGUUGCAAAAGGAUUGGCAGGCUGAGCGUGUUCCACCUCCGCCUACUUCGCCAAAGGUAGUUGACUGGUGA